Molecule: messenger RNA, 4479 nt
Organism: Alternaria conjuncta
Lineage: Eukaryota; Fungi; Ascomycota; Dothideomycetes; Pleosporales; Pleosporaceae
Exons: 6
Coding region: 1-4479 (1492 amino acids)
Biological process (GO): deadenylation-independent decapping of nuclear-transcribed mRNA; P-body assembly
Cellular component (GO): P-body
Molecular function (GO): mRNA binding
Source: RefSeq, a predicted model, not a curated record
AUGGCUGAAGGGUCGAUCAAGUCGAGGAUUGCCGCGCUCAACCUCGAGGAGGUGCACACUCCUACACCGGGCGCCAAGCCGACCUACUCGUACGAUGCUUCGACUGCAAAGAAGAAGCCACCGCCGCCGCCGCCCAGCGCGCGCCCUCCCGCCUACUCGCGCCAGACAGUCAACAACCCGCCAGUCCUGAGCAAUGCGCCCACCUCCGCGCGACAACUCGGCAACCAGCCCAUAGUAGUGAACGAAUCCGAAAAACCAAAAGUCUCGCCCGCGCUGCCUCCUCGUCCGCCUCCGCGCAAUGCCAGCACGCCUCGCCAAACGCCAACACUGCCUCCGCGCAAGGCGUCUGAAUCGAGCGUGCGCAGGCGCGAGUCUUCUGAGUCAAUUUCCACAAUCGCGUCAGGCAUAUCAACGCUGUCAUUGGGUUCUGUGAAGACGAAUGGCUCAGGAUAUAGCAAUGGAAGUACAGGCACGGUAUAUCAGGUCAGGGCUCCGGCCUAUGACCCGUCAAAGCUGCCACCGCUGCCAGCCAAGAAAGCACCUGAGGACCCUAAACAGAGCAAGGCGACACUGAAUGCUAUGAAGAGCAAGAGGGAUUAUGUGCCUUCUCGGGAACUACCCCCUCAGCUCAAGACUCCCAACCUACCGGCAAGACCCUCUCUACCUCCUAGACAGUCCAUCGUUCGCGAGCGAUCACCUCAGCCUGUGCCAGCGCUGCCACAAAGGCAAUCCUCAAACGACACCUCUCGAACAAACAGAGUGAUCGCACCACCGCCACCGCGACGGUCAGCGUUGGACAUGGGCUUCAACAAUAAGGCCGCUACACCUCCACCUGUGCCUUCAACUCGCCCACCAGUAGUUACAUCUGAUUCAGCCCCGGCUCUUGGUGCACCACCACCUGUUCCCAUGUCGUCCAGACCGAACCUCAGCGCCAUCAUGGCUUCCAAACCGAAACCAGGUGCUGCUCCAUCAAGUUGCCUGAAGUGUCGGGACUUCUCAGGCCCAGACAAUCACGCUGCGCAGUUCCCUCGUACCCAACUUCCCAACUCAGACGUGGGCUGGCUUGCUCAUCAACUAUGCUCACAGUUUGCCUCACCUACAGACAAGGCUCGAGCGAUCUUCACCUGGCUUCAUCACAACGUCGACUACGAUACUCACUCGUUCUUCAAUAACACGGUUAUGCCUACUACACCCGAAAAGACAAUUGCAUCAGGUCUGGCAGUAUGCGAAGGGUAUGCCGGUCUGUUCGCUGCUCUGGCUCUGAAAGCUGGGUUGGAAGCUAUGGUAUGUUCCGGUGCGUGUAAGGGCUACGGUCACGCACCUUUGGAGCCUGGUCAACCUACACCACCUUAUGAAUCGACACAUGCCUGGAACGCUGUCAAGAUCGACAACGGAGAAUGGAAGCUUAUUGAUCCCUGUUGGGGAGCUGGACACCUAGGGUGUCGUAAUAAGGGCGAAGGAUACGUACGAGCCUUCGCUCCGCAGCAUUUUAUCAUGGACAACAACGAAUUCGGACUGAAGCACUACCCCGGAGAAGCCUCUCACCAGUUCCGCACCGACGGACGCAUCAUGUCAUACGAAGAGUUCAUGCGGCAUGACGAGGGCGGGCGCCUCUUUCUCUGCGGCAAUGGCAUGAAGCUCCACGGCUUCGGCGAGCAAACAUUUGAACCAUCACAAGCCAGAAUCAAAGUAAACGACCCCUACGCACCAGCAGUAGUCCGGUUCCAAAUGUCAUUCAUCUGCCCGCACUGGGAUCCCCAGAUCAACGGAAAGGGUCCGCCCUACAUUAUGCUCCUAAGCGUUGCCGGCAGAGACGGCCGGAAUCCAGACUACAAGCCGUUGAACACCGACGGGCGCACUUGGUGGCUCGACUUCCCGCGCAUGGACCUCGGUGCGCCGGGCCAGAAGAUUUCGAUUGUGGCCGUGACAGAAUUUAAUAAGAAGGACGCACGUGGGUUGAGCUUGGCUGCUUGGAACAAUAAGAGGGCAUACUCGUGCAUGUUUGGCAGUGUGGCCUCUUGGGUUGGGGUUACAACGGACUCGGGAUCACCGCUCCACCUCCAACACGUCCGAUCUACCGCAAACAUGGCGAGUGCUUUCGUCGGAUUGUCGGUCGCGGUCACGCUGCAGUCUCCCCCUGGUGCUGUCGUCGUGGGCGUGGUCAGCGCCGUGGACCAGCAGACAGCUACACUCGUUCUCCAAGAUGUCUUCUUCCCAAACUCGGGUCACCGUGUCGCUUCCUACACGGUAGAGGGACAAAUGAUUGCAGACAUUAAGGUCAAUCCGUCGGCGCCCGCUCCUCCCCAACCUCUGCCCACGCGAUCAGGGCCGCAGGCAUACUCACACUCGCAGUAUCCUCCGGGCCAUGCCCCGCGCCAGUCGCAGCAUAUGGGCCAACAAGUUCCGCAUCUUGUCAGCCAGCCGUCCGGGAUCCCGCCUGCAGGCGCGCCUGCCUACCAGAAUGCUCGUCAAGCGCCUCGCCAGACCGCUCCUCAGCCAGGUCAAGCCGCGCCAUUCGUCGAUCCUGCGAUUCUCAGUAUGGGAAAGCGCACUUCUACCGCCCCUAUUUUGGGUGGUCCCGUUUCCGCAACCCCUCAGGAAGCCCCUGCGACGCCCAUAAAGCCCGUGGCUGCUGCGAGCGCGGCGACUGUAUCGAAGAACACGUCCUCUUUCGCAAGCCAUGCGAAGCAACACAACGUCCGAAAGCCGAGUGCGGCGACUCUGGAAGGUCCAUUCUCGUCGCUGGAUAUUGCGGACGCUGAGGAGGCGGACAGUGAGGCGCGGACAGCACAGGUGAAUGCGCGAAGGGCAAGCAUCACCAAGACGAGGACCGGCAAGCCUAUGGAUGACCCCAGCCCGCAGAAGAACGACGACAAUGGCAAGAAGACUCGAAGAGGGGGCAAGUCUCGUAAGAAGGAACUUGCCGCUCAAGAGAGGAAGAACGGUGAUGUUGAGGCGGUCAAGAAAGGCAAAGGCAAUGGUUGGAGAAACACUCCCAUGCUGCAAGCCGCCGAACAGCCCCAAACGAGAACUCCUGGCGUCAUUGGCGGCAGAGUCGGUCUCGCAGCGGCGAACGCGUCGAAUCGCAAAACGAAACGGCAACAGGCGCUCGAAGCUACGAACGGCUGGGCUACAGAAGAUGCGACCGAUAUUCAGGACAUGCCUGAAUUUGACUUCCAGAGUAACCUCUCGAAGUUUGACAAGCGAACAGUGUUCAAUCAGAUUAGGAAUGAGGACACCACUGCAGACGAAGACCGUCUGGUCAGCUUCAAUCGCUUGGCAAGACCAGGUACACACGGCGGAAAGAACCUUCAUCCUACGGAAAACGUGCUGGAUCGGAAGCUGAAAAGCACGACCAACACAAGCUCUGAGGAGGAAGAGGAGGACUUUGGCAGCGGACGUAACUCUAGACGGGCAAUGUCCAGGGCUUCGGUUAAGAUGGCACCAACAAGGCAAGGCAGCGUACAGGCCGACAUGGAUAUGAUGGGCUCAGGCGUGUUGCCGCGGACUAAUCGCUCGUUCAUCAACCGACCCUACACGUCCUCACAUGCUACUGGUAGCCCUAGGCCAGGGCGGGUUGCUUCACCACCAGAUUCACCUCUCGAGUCUAGCGCUAAGGGCUGCUUACGACUGGUGUCUAACAACCGCAAGUGCUUCGCCAUCACUCCUGGUGCUAUGCUGGCCGUAGAGGAAACCGCGGAAGUAGACUUCGGCCUCAACGAAGAUAUUAUGGCAGAGAACUCAGGACGAGGUAUUGCAGAAGUUGCUCUGACUGCUAUAAAUCCCGGAGGCAUGCGUCUUUCGCGCGCCAAUCCAAACGCCAACCCCGUUAUCGUAGUCCUCGCAGGCAACCACCGCGGAGGCGCACGCGCAGUAGCAGCAGCACGGCACCUCGCCCAACGCGGGCCAAAAGUUAUGGUCGCCCUCCUCGGCUUCGAACGCAACGCAGACUGGGACAAGGACAUACGCCGCCAAGUCGAGCUCUUCCGCAAAUUCGGCGGCACCGUCCGCUCCUGGAACGCGACUGAAGAAGCUCUAAAGCGUCUUCAAGCACCACCGGAACUUAUUAUUGAUGCUCUGCUCGGCCGCCACAAAGAAUUUGAAGCCCUUGGCGACCAAGACCAACGCGUAGUUCUGAACAUCGUAGGCUGGGCCAACAAAUCGCGCGCCGCCUGCCUUGCUGUCGAAACACCAUCCGGCGUCGGCGGCUCUACGGGCGAAGUCUCCAUCUUGGAAGGCGAGCCCCUCGAAGUCCGCGCAAAGUACAUCGUUUGUCUCGGUGCGCCACGGACUGGUCUUGUCAAAGCCCUUCAAAACGGCUCCGGACGCGAUCCGCAGUGGCUCAUCUGGAUCGUGGAUAUCGGUGUUAAUCGUCCUUGGCGCAACGCUGGUAUCAGUGGCGGGAAGGGUAUCAAGUUCGGCGAGCAAUGGGUCGUUCAAGCGGUGUUUGAGGAGCCUGGUGGUAUACCGGGGGCUUAG